AACGCUGAAGCACAAAGCAGGAAGUGUGAAGCUGCUGAAAAACACAAGUCUUGAAGUUGUGACAUUCGAGAGAGAACCGUGUAGCUGACGGUGGAGGAUUUACAUGUCAUAUAAUCACAAAUAUCAUACAGGUAACGUUAUCUGAAAUGAAGGGCGCUCUGGAGCUGCUGCAGAGGGUGAGCGCUCACCCGGACGCUCGCUGCUGGUACGUCGCGUGGAGCCCGUCUGGUACUUUGCUAGCGUCAUGCGGCGGGGACCGCGCGAUAAGAAUUUGGGGUAAAGAAGGGGACAGUUGGGAAUGUAAGUGUGUCCUGGCUGAUGGACACCAGCGUACAGUCAGAACGGUGGCCUGGUCUCCCUGCGGGAAAUAUCUGGCAUCAGCCAGCUUUGAUGCCACAACAUGCAUCUGGAAGAAGACGAAUGAUGAUUUUGAGUCCCUGACAGUGUUAGAAGGUCAUGAAAACGAGGUCAAGUGUGUCACCUGGGCUCCGUCUGGAAACUUACUAGCCACCUGCAGCAGAGACAAAAGUGUUUGGAUCUGGGAAGUGGAUGAGGAGGAUGAAUAUGAGUGUGUAAGUGUUGUGAAUUCACACACGCAGGACGUGAAACAUGUCGUGUGGCACCCAACACAGGAGCUUCUCGCAUCAGCCAGUUAUGACAACAAAGUGUGCAUUUAUAAAGAGGAGGAUGAUGACUGGGAAUGUAGAGCCACGUUAGAGGGUCACGAAUCCACUGUUUGGAGUCUGGCCUUUGACCCUGAGGGACAGAGAUUGGCGUCUUGUAGCGAUGAUCGUACCGUGAAGAUCUGGAAGGAGUCGACGCUUGGAGAUGGUGAGAGUGGUUCAUCAGACGAGUCUUGGAAGUGUGUAUGUACCUUGUCUGGAUUCCAUGGGAGAACAAUAUAUGAUGUUGCAUGGUGUCGUCUGACCGGUGCCUUGGCCACAGCGUGUGGCGAUGAUGGAGUCCGAGUAUUCAAAGAAGACCCCACUGUUGACCCAGAGCAGCCCGUCUUCUUCAUGUCAGCCCAUGUGCCCAAAGCCCACGGUCAGGACGUCAACUGCGUGUCCUGGAACCCGAAGGAGGCGGGACUGCUGGCCACCUGCAGUGACAACGGAGAGUUUGCCAUCUGGAAGUACAACUCUGAUUCCUGAGCUGGUGAAUGACACUUGAUCAAACAAAAGCACUGAAGGAGUUUCAUGGCUCAUAAUGGGGAACAAUAGCUGUUCUUAUUCGGACUGUGUGUGUUGGCAGCACCGGUGAAAUGGAUCGAAAGACAAUACACUCUUUAACUCGCCUCAUUCUCUGUUAGUGUUUUUGAUGGGUCAUUUGUAACUUAUCAGAAUUUCUUUUGACCGUAUGGAUUAUUUUAGCUUUAUCUGUGGCUUAAAAUACCUUCAGUGCUUUAAUUAAAUAAAGCUUCUUGAUGCUGAAGAUAAAACAUCCUAAUUUGUCUUUUUAUCAUGUCCCAGAACCAUCAAUUUAGAUUGAUAUUAAAUGCUUUCAAAGUCUGUUUAAGGAAUUCAUCUUUAAUAGUUGUGUUAAAGUGACUUUUAAUAGACCUUAGUCAGGGUAAAUGUUUAUUUUUUUGUUGCGAAUGAAAGUGAGGCUGUGAGGGAUUGAAGUACAGUGUUUUCAGUGGAUUGAACUGUUGUUUAACAACAUGCUGAUUCUGGGAAAAAAAAAACUUUCAGUAAACAAAAGUUUCAUGUAGUGCGCGCCAUUGUAAAGACUGUAAGUCUGUCUUUCACAGCCUCAUUUUCAACAAUGUUAAAUGAAAUACGGCGUCUAACCUGACUAAGAUGUAUAUAAGUUAAAACAUACCAUGAUACAAUCAUAAUGGAUGUUUAUGGGGAAUUUGAGAAGGUUCAAAAGUA
Molecule: messenger RNA, 1874 nt
Organism: Sinocyclocheilus rhinocerous
Lineage: Eukaryota; Metazoa; Chordata; Actinopteri; Cypriniformes; Cyprinidae
Gene: ciao1
Product: cytosolic iron-sulfur assembly component 1
Exons: 7
Coding region: 147-1151 (334 amino acids)
Biological process (GO): iron-sulfur cluster assembly
Cellular component (GO): cytosolic [4Fe-4S] assembly targeting complex
Molecular function (GO): protein binding
Source: RefSeq, a predicted model, not a curated record